Molecule: messenger RNA, 886 nt
Organism: Momordica charantia (bitter melon)
Lineage: Eukaryota; Viridiplantae; Streptophyta; Magnoliopsida; Cucurbitales; Cucurbitaceae
Product: ribonuclease MC-like
Biological process (GO): RNA catabolic process
Cellular component (GO): extracellular region
Molecular function (GO): ribonuclease T2 activity; RNA binding
Source: RefSeq, a predicted model, not a curated record
UCUGUAAAACCUUUAGAAAUGGCGCAGAGAGAAAUUAUUGUGUUGGUUUUAAGUAUGUUGGUAUUGGUAGCAAUUUGUGAGGGACUCAACGAGUUUGACUACUUGCAGGUUGUGAUUCAAUGGCAACCAGCUACUUGCAGUGAUUAUAAUAAGCCUGCAUGCUUUCAAGCCCCAGGUAAUAGAUUCAGUAUCCAUGGCGUGUGGCCCAGCCUAUACGAUGGCUAUCCAACCCAAUGUUCCGGUAGUCCCUUCGAUAGGAAUCAGAUCAGCGGACUACAACCCGGAAUCAGCGAAAUUUGGCCAAACGUAGCGACAGGCGACAACUUUUGGCUGUGGCAACACGAGUGGGACAAGCAUGGAACAUGCAGCGAAUCAACAUUUUAUGACCAGCAAGAAUAUUUCGGAUUUGGAAUGGAUGCAUAUAUUCAUAACAAUCUCCAAGUUAUUCUGAGUAACAACCAAAUUACACCCAACGGACGAACAUACACAAGGGAUCAAGUGUAUGCAGCAAUUAGAGCAAAAACUGGAAAGACGCCAGCCGUUCGAUGCAACUACAACAGCAGGACUGGAGCAUCGCAAUUGCAUGAAAUAUCUCUGUGUUUCAAGAAGGAUGCUUCUGUUUUUGAGGACUGCCCCUUAAACGCCAAUAAAUGUGGUGCCUCUUUCGUUUGGAAUUCGUGGAACACUGUGAAGGCUAUAUCUGAAGAGUAGAACUCAUGAGUUGUACUCUGUGAUAAAUGCCUCCUCCAUGUUCUCUGGGGCAUUAUCAAAGUUUUUAUGUUUCUAAAUAAUUACUCCCGAGUUUGUGAAGGAUUUAUGAAUAAAUUAAAGUGUCUCGAGACUUAUAAAAAAAAUUAUGCUUGCACUUCUGUUUUGGAAUCUCUCG